Messenger RNA from Paraglomus brasilianum, 633 nucleotides. The record is from the annotation of a GenBank genome assembly. Lineage: Eukaryota; Fungi; Glomeromycota; Glomeromycetes; Paraglomerales; Paraglomeraceae.
AUGAACGAACCGAAUAAUACGAACAACGGUUACGUCAGGUCUUUUCCGGAGGACUUCAAUUUUGACAUGCCCAUUAAUUUGCAAGCCCAAUCUCAUGCUCAAAAUUUCCUUCCUUCUGCCUUCGAUAAUGUCGAUAUGACGUCUAUGGAUAUUAUGAACUACGAAAAUGCCGGAAAUUAUACCGCCAAUUAUGUACCAUAUCAAGUUAAUCCCCCAGCUUCAUAUUUCCAUCCGGGCAAUACCGACACAAUGGAUGGACAGUUGAACAUAACGAAUCACGAUCAAGUCGAAAACAGUUCUUGUCCGCCUCCAGUAUCUUUUCAGACACUCUGUGGCCCCUCCGUCUCUCAUUCUGACACGACGAAUGAUGGUCCGGCAGAUAAUAAUUUUCAACAUCUUAACAAUACAUGUAUUUCAUACAUCCUUAUACAAGUGCCCACAAGCAACGAAUACGUUGUUAUGAGAGAAGAGCGUACUCAAUCAGUGCUGGGCAGAAUAUCGGCGGCUGCUAGCAUUGGCGAAAUGUUUGCUCUAACCGAAUGUGAGAAAGAAAUUAAAGAUCGUUUAUGUAUCAAGUCUUUUUUAGUAUUAAAUAAGUUUUUUUUUGUGGUGGAAGAUAUUACAUCAAUAUAA